UCGUGGACCUCCUCCUUUCAUUUCAGACACAUCUUCGCAUACCUUCACUCGGCAUGGAGCGAAAGGUUUGAAAAAGAAGAAGUUCGGAUGGAGAACGGCGCCGACGUUUUUGCGAGCCACCCCGGCUGCCCCGUGCAAAGAAGCCAAUAUGCCCGCUCCAUCGGACCUGAUUCUGGAUGCAGUGGGCCUGAGUUGCCCCAAAUGCGGAUUACUAGCGAAGCCGCGUCCAUAAGUCAAAAGAACGUUAGCGAGGUCGUCGAUUCACUGAAGCCAGAAGUCAACCCAGUCAUCAAUUCUUAUGUCGGUCCAGCACUCGACGCGAUUCGAUCUCGUCAUCAGCAGCGAAACAACAGCAACGCAACCACAGUCAUAACAACGCGCAUUGUCGAUGCAGCAAAAGGCUUUGAGAAAAAAAUCUCGGACGCCGUAACACCGCUGCUGGGGAACCAAGGAAAUCAAGCACCACCGAAGAAUCCUAACGACUCGCAGAAUCCUCAGACAAAUCCGCCGAAUGUACCCGGCACCGAUUAUCGAGGAGCCUUCGACCUCCAACGACCGGAAAACAAAGAAAAAUUCGGUGGCCUCCCCAUGACCAGUAACCCCGGCGCUGUGGUCAAUUUCGUCGACGAAUAUGGUCGCAAAAUUGUGGGAACUGUCCCCACAGCCUUCAACGCUGCUAUCGGUAACUCCAACGCCUAUCUCAAGGCUUUUUACGACAAUUUGAAAGGAAUGGUUCACUGACGACCUCGUUACUCGCUUCGAUUGUAAUUAGCUCAAAACAAUAGAAAGUUCCACCGCGAUCGAUAUUCUUCAUUAAUUUAUCCAACUCAUUUAUUCGCUUUUUUAUAGUUUAUUUAUUUUCUCAAUAUUUAUUGUGCGCAUUAUUUCUUAACGUUGUGAAUGAUUCUAUUAGGAUAUUUAAUUUAUAAUUUAUUCCAUUUGCUGCUGCGAUCCAACGACCUCGAUGUAUUUUGCACUUAAUUCAAGUUAAUAAUUGUCAUUAAAUUAUAAUUAUAAUUAUUUUGUCAUUGUUAAAUUCAAUUGAAAUGAUGAAACUACGUGAAAUAUUUUAAUAAUUGAGUUUUCUUAAAUUCGGUAAAAAAAAUCCUCGAUUACGCAAUUUUGGGAGAUUUUUAGAGCUCAAAAAAAAAUCAGAAACUUUAUUAAGCUUCGUUCUGCAGAUGCGGCGUAAGUUCAAUCGAAUCGAUGAAAAUAAUCAAUUGACCAAAGUAUUGUGAAUUUGUGAGUGAAUUUUCAGGAAUUUCAUAUUUAUUAUGCGUAAAUAAAAA
This is a messenger RNA of Venturia canescens, 1289 nucleotides long. RefSeq lists its product as uncharacterized. Bases 88 to 741 code for a protein of 217 amino acids. NCBI's taxonomy places the organism in Eukaryota, Metazoa, Arthropoda, Insecta, Hymenoptera, Ichneumonidae. The record is from RefSeq and is a predicted model, not a curated record. The transcript is spliced from 4 exons.